Molecule: messenger RNA, 5511 nt
Organism: Microplitis demolitor
Lineage: Eukaryota; Metazoa; Arthropoda; Insecta; Hymenoptera; Braconidae
Exons: 6
Coding region: 534-3950 (1138 amino acids)
Source: RefSeq, a predicted model, not a curated record
UUUGUUUUCGGUCUGGUUGUGCCGAUCAAUGAAAUCCAUUAAAUUUCCAGUCGUAACCGGGUAAAUGGAGUCAGGUUAAAAAGUAACAUGUGUGCUCCUAUCCACGGUACCCACCAGCACGAGAAGAUUAAUAAAUUAAACUCGACGCGACGUUUCUUCCUCCACCGGGUGUGCUAUUCUCAUUCUAGGACUAUUCUAGUCUCGGCACGUCCCAAGCUCCUUCUCGCGCAGUCUUGUUUCGCGCAUUGCCCACGGCAGAUUGUAUUGCUCUUACUUUACAAACUUGUCGUCUAUUCUAUUUUACCUUCUUACAUAGAAACACACAGACUCUUUUACUUGCACACACUGACAACACGACUCUUUGCCCCCUUACUUACGGCUUCCUGUCAUUCCACAUUGGACAUUACAUGCUGCUCGUCAAGUCCGUUCAACUCACCGUCGUCCAGUAUUUUCCGUUUGGACUUUGCAAACAAGAGUAGAGAGUGGGAGGAGUAAAACUUAAAUUUAAAAUAAAUAAAUAAACUAGUGAAAAGAUGCAGUGGCGCCGACAGAAGAAAAUCAACCAUGUGAUUGGCUCAGCCCAUCACGUUCUUCUAAUAGCGAGGUACCAAUACGCACCACCGGGUGACGAUGACGAUGAAGAUGGAAUACGAAAGGCCCGCGACAGCAGUACCAGAAAUACUCAAAGUACCCACAAGUCAUCUCACCCGAGGUCUUCGGAGCAAAAAAACAGAACCGAGAACGGAGUUGCGAACGGCGACUCUGCAGGCGCAUCGCCCUCAAGAUCAUCUCAGCCUAAAAUUAUUUUCGACGAAAAUGAGUACACGCGUAUCACAACACCGCGACAAGAUGUACUUUUCAAAAAAGGCUACCUUGCACGUAAGAAAGUUUGGUCGGGCAAUAAUGCCAGCACAAGUGCAACACCGUCGACUACAGAAAGUCAGUCGGCCUCUCACUCCACUGCUGAUGGUAGUGAGACAACCGAGGAUCCCCAGUUACUUGAUUACCGUGAAAACGGCCUUGAGGAAUUUCCAAAUGCCGAACCACCGGCACAGAUGAGCUACGGAACAUUUUAUGAUCACGCUAGUGGUUAUUAUUAUGAGUAUCCUGUGAUGGUCGUCGGACCGCCGAUGCCAGGUCCACCAAUGCACAAUCUUCUAGCCGCUAUGCCAUGUGACGCAGUACCACUUCGACCAAUUGAGUGGGUAAAUCCUGCUUUUGUACCCAAAUACGAGCAGCCGUACUGCCUUGUCGAUUAUCAGAAUCCUCAGGUAGAUCAACAAUUGCCACCGACGAUUCAUGAGAACGGAGUGACUCCAACAGAACCAGAGACUACCAACGGGGAUGAACCUGUGGAGAAUGGAAACGGCAGUACAAGUUGGACAGGAAGUGUCGCUGGAGAAGAGCCAGUGAAUGGAGACGAGCAACAGCAAAGCUCAUCAGCAGAACCACAAAAUCAGCAGGAUCCUCAGGCAAACUUCGACGAAGUGAUAGUAGACAGUAGCUUCCCUAGCGAACCAUGUCUCGAAACUGUCCUUGCUCAGCAGCUACAUGUGUCACAUGUGGGGCCGCCCGUACCUCAGCCUUACAUGUAUCCCGGUCACUAUAUGUUUGGUCCAGCGCUCAUUAAUGUCAACGGUAUGACUAUUCAGAGCGGACCAAUGAUGAGGACGAACGACAUGAAUGCUACAACAACGGCAUUUACCAGACGCAGAAGGAAGAAAAAGUUGAGCAGAAGAAAACUAAGACGACCUCUUGGUCUGGAUAACAGUGAGUAUUGCGGACAAGAAGAAGAAGACUACAGUUCAGAAGCUGAUAAUAAUGGAGUUCAAACUUCAAGUUGUAUAAACAACAGUUUCGUUCCAACGAGCAGUCGUCCGUUAAACCCAAACUGUAAAGAAUUUGAAUUUAAGCCAAGUAAAAUUAUUUCACAAACUUCAAAUGUUACUGUUGUAAAUUCAGUAUCAAUAUCUAAAGUCGUAUCAGAAAAUCACAGUAACGAUUUACAGCCUUCCGAUUUUAAAAUUAAAAAUUCUAUAGAUUUAUCAAGUAGUAAACCAACUACUCCAGAUGCUCACAGUACCCCGACUGAAUCACCUGCGAUUGUUACGAACAUCGAGUACGCAACAGAGGCAAUUGCGAAUGAGUCCAGCCAAAUGAAUGGCCUUGCUAAUGGUAACGGCAGUAAUGAAACUCAAGAAACUGAAAUCGGUGUAGACGUCACGUGCGCUGACUUUAAUGACAUAAUUGAUAAGCUCGAAGACAAUUCCACGGAUAUACCAAUUCAAAAUCCAGUGGAUACGAUUGUGCCAAACGGAAAUGAAGACUGUGAUCGACUGUCCAAUGGUACUGUUAAGUCUGUAGGAACAAACGAUUCACGCGAUACGCCUGUGAUUCAGCGGUUACCGAACAAAGAAAUUUUACCUAAAAACAACGUGCCUAAGAAGAAGUACAAAAGUACAAAAUUGGUUCGUGAACCGACCCCUGGUCCAGAAUGUGAGGAGCAGCAUCCAAGUACAUCUGAACUUGAAACAGAUCUUGAGACUCACGUCGAGGGUGUGCCCAUGGGUAUUGACGCUAUUCAAGCUCAGCUGAAUGCUGACACAUCCAACGAAGAUUCGGGAUUCGAGAGUCAAACGCGUUUUUCCAGCAACCGACCAAUAACAGAUGCCGUGACACAGUGGCUUCGACGUGCCAACUCACCAGAAUUAUUUGUCACGACAAUAAAUAAUAACAAUAAUGAAGAUAGUGAAACGGAGGAUGACGAGUUGGAAGACAGCGAGCCGCCAAAAAACUUGCAGGGCAACCCCAUGCCUGCACUAUCUGCUAAUAGCAGCGCGUACGACGUAACAACGUCGUCGCGUCCGGCUAGCUGCGGCGAAUUCGCAAGAACCGACUCUCCUCGAGAUGGCAAUGCAUCAUCAUCACGCAAAAAAUUGCGCUCGAGGGGUAAUAAAAAAAAAUUACCAAAGAAUAAGACUGCGGUUACGACAAAUAACGAUAAUAAUAAUAAUUCCGACGGAGUUACUUUGACUAAUCGUCAACAACGAAAGAAAAGUCGUGCUGCCGCAAAGCUUAAAAAUAAACAAUUAAAUGGUAAUUGCGAAUUCACGGAGAAGGAUAGCGAUGCGGGUAUGAGGGUUGCCAAUAACUCUCGGAUAACAAAAAUGGAUAAAAUUGAGUCAAUAACAAAUGGUUUUGAAGAAUCUGUUGAAUCUAGUCGUAAGAUUGAGAGGAUCAACAUUGAUCAGGUUAAAACAUAUGAACAGGGAGAGAUUGUUGUGUCUAUUGAUGGUAAAUUAAUAUCCACAACUAUUUGUGGUACUACCAUACAAUUAGAAAAUAAUAUUAAUAAUAAUAUUGAUCAAGAAGGAAUAAAUUAUCAAGAAUCGGUCAAUAGAAGUGCGAAAAAUUCAAUUGGAAGUAUCGAGGAGCCAGACAUGCUCGAAUACUGGGACUCUGAAAACAUUGAACCGUUUAAUAAUAAUAAUAUGAAGCCGGUACUUCAAAAGCAUGAUGAAAAUUCCCAAUCAGAUGAAAUUGAUAACGAUAAUAAUAAGUCUUGCAUUAAAGUCGAUCCAGUAAGCUUAGAUAUUGUUAGAAAGUAUUAUAGACUAGCACGUGGAAGUGUACAGAGUAUUUCGAGCAUUGAAGACGGUAUUUGUGAUUUAAAACAGUCUGAUAAUGAGUCCAAAUCAAGAUUGGUAACUCCAGAGCGCAGUACUGCAGCACAUGUGUGUGGCAAUGAAAUUCCUGUGAUUUCAUCAUCUAAUCAGCAAUAUAUAAAACUGCCAAUAGACGAAGCUAUUGAAGUUUACGAAAGUUGUUACACUGGUAAACCACCAGGAUUAAUAUUUCAUUCGAAUUUAUACAAAACCCAUUCACUUUAUGGCUACGACCGACAUGAAGGACCGAUUCCUUGCAGAACUACGUGUUGUAUUGUUCAGUAACAAGCUUACGUACCGUCCUUAGACACUCAUCACUAAACUCAAUCAUCAUCAUCAUCAUGUUCACUAAUCUACUUCGCCAUUGCUCAUCCCACCGACACUUAAAUAUAAAUAAAUAAACACCAUGCAUGUGAGCAAUGCAAUCAAUCAGAGAGCUUUCACAUUAAAUAUUUAAUGUUUUUUCUUGUAAAUAGCUGUUAAGUUGUUAUUUUACGACGUAUAUUGUAAUAUACGUCGAGCAAUGCGUUUUUUAAAUGCAACGUUAUAUUGUUAAAGUCUUGAGGUGCAAAUAUUAUAGAUAAAAAAAAUAAAAGAAAAAAAAAUGUGACACUACAAAAAUUUAAACAACAUGAAAUUUAUGUCAUUUAUUAACCAUGGUUGGUUGUUAUAACAUUGUUAUUAUUAUUUUUAUUACUAUUAUUAUUAUUAUUACUUAUAUUUUAUUUUUUAAAUGUGUAAGUCACUUGAUAAAGACAAAAGGGCGAGUAACACCAAAAUAUAAUAUUAAUUAAAUCGAUUUAUGUUACACCGGAAACAUUUACAUGCACAGAAAAAAAAGUAUUUUCUUGGCGCUAAAAAUUUUUCGCAUUAUAAAUUUUUAAAAAAAUUUUCUUGGGGCGAGAAAACUUUUCUUGAAGUGAAAAAAAAAUUUUCGCGCCAAUAAAUUUUUUCCAGUCUUAAGAAAAUUUUUGCCUUCAAUUGAAAAUCAAUUCAGUGCAUAAUAAAUCUUGCGCCAAAAAAUUAUUUUUUUCUGUGUAUAUAUAAAUAAAUAUACAUAUAUAUAAAUAUAUAUAUCGUCCUAUGCAUUGUUAUUAUCAUUAUAAUAUCAUCUCCAUCGUCAUUAAUUAUGGGUAAUAUUAUUUUUUAAGAUAUAUAUUCAUUGAAUGAUUGAUUAAGAGAGUUAACGGUGAAGUAUGAUGUCAAAACAUCAAUUAUUAUCAUGGCAUAUUUUUUACUUGAAAAUGGCCGUUGCUCAGGAAUGAUUUGAUGAGUGCUCACAAAAAACAUAAGAUCAUAACAAUUUAUAGAGUUAUCAUUAUUAUUGAUUAUUGAUUAUUAAUUAUUCGGGUUAUUGUUGUUACGAGUAUAAUAAUAAAUAAAAAAAAAGUUGUAAAACCGGAAGUAGGUAAUAGACGCUCUUAUCUAAUAUAUGUUUAUCGACGUACACGUCGAUGCUGAUGAAUAGAUUUUUUUCUUUUUACUUAACGCAAAUAGAAUUGUAGUUUAUUAUAUUUGAUAAUUGAACGUAAAGAUGGAAAUGAGGUAAAGAAAAAAAUUUAAUUGAAUAAAUAAACUGAAGCAAGUGUAACUUCGCAAGCUGCGUAGUUUAUGAUAGCUGGUUACGACAAUGUAAAGUGUCACUAAUAGGCAAGCAGAGCUUGAUAAAUCAUCAAUGGGAAAGCUAAAUAAUAAUAAUCAUUAGGGAUGAAUGAUUCAAACAAAUGUUAUACAAUGUUAUAUAUAUAUAUAUAUAUAUAUAUAUAUAUAUUAAAUAUUAAAAAAUAAAAAAAAAAUAAAUACAAACAAACAUUAAAUAUAUAGAGCGAUGAUUAUUAAUUACUGU